AUCUGGUUUUGAUGGGAUAAUAUAAAAAUCGCAUCUCGUCGAAUGUUUUUUUUUUCGUGAAAUUCGUGUUCUGAGAUGAUUUUGUUGAGCCAGAUUUUUAUGUUCUAAUCAUCUCUUUAUUAUUUGUUUUUUUUUUAAUUUUGCAUUUUAUAACUUAAUUUUAGUCUUGAUAUAUGAAAAAUUCAUGUUUUAUGUAAUGUUUCAAUCAUGUAAAUCUGUAUUAAUCUUGAGUUUAGUAAAGAUUCUGAAUGAUGGUAUACCUACCGAUGUUACCGAAUAUUGAUGAGUUAAUCCUCGUCCUCACUAGGCAUACCUCAUCAAGCAAAAAGUGUAGAUAUCAAUUCUUCUAAUUUUGUUUACAAGUAGGUUCAACUUUUUUGAUACUCUACAAACGAUAGGCAAUUUUCUAUCCAAAGUCUCCAAGGGGGUAGGGGGUAAGGGAAAUGAAUGAUUUCGAUGCAAUAGUAUCAGACUUUGAUUUUUGAAGGCUCGUAGCCCAAGUAAAUUGAUUUGCGAGAUAUUAAACAGGUUGUUCGAUCUAUGGGAAACGUGUUGGGGAGAGGGUGGAGGAGAGGAAAUGUUUCCUUUUCUGGAAAAGCCGAAGGAAGUUCAAAAAAAUUUUGUCAUUUUUACAGCGACUUUUGUGAAUAACAUCAAUCGCAUAAAUUAUUGAUGCUGAAUGGUGUAGUACCUAAUAUUUCAAAAUUUGAAACCGUUUUAUUAUGUUUCUUGUUGAGGAAUCCCAAUUGAAUGAACCAUAUGAAGUUGAGGUAUUCUUAGAGGGUUUAUUUUUAUACGUUUUUUGAGUUUUUGUGUCGAUAAAGUCGGUUUGAUGCUAUAAUUUUUCAAACGUUACUGAAACGAUGAGUAUGGUAGCGACAAAGUAGAGUGAGGUCAUCCCUGUAUGCAUUCGUCUUCUUUGUAUAAAUGUUGUCGGCUCUAAAUGUACAUCUUACAACCCUGCUUUCUCCCAAUUCUUAGAAAUAUUCACCUGUCCUUUCCUUUUACCUAACUGUUUUACUGAUCAUCUCCGAGUACGUGCUCGUGCUGCUUUUUUAAAGAUUACUUCCCAUUAUACCCAUACCCUAUUGUUUGGUCUGUCGGUCGCGUUUUUUAGAUGACUUCAUUGUUGUGAUGUGUACUUGACCCUAAAAAGGCUAGUUCAUUUUCGGCGUUUCGUGGUGGAAUCAACCUAGCUACAGCUACAUGCAACACAUAAUACAUCCCUUAAUGGACCAAUCGAAAGUCUUGAUUUUUUUUAUCUUCUCCCGCCUACGAAAAGAGUGGUGGUUUUGAGUUUUAGGUUAGGCAAUUCUAGAUUUAUUAUCAUUACUUCUCUCGUUCUCGGGUUUUCAAUUUCGGCUAAUCAAGUAUCUAGUAUGUUAAGUGAAGAAAUUUCGUAAAUUUAAUUCAGUCUGUGUAUUUUUGACAUCAAUCGUUUGGAAUCCACCUCAAGAUUCACUUUUUAUUCUUAUCAAGAUUGUACCUAUCAAGGAUCGACAUUUGGUUUGGAUCGAAAAUUGUCUCUUAAUCAAGACUCGAAAAUGGCUGAAAUCAAUUCUGACGUGUUCGAUAUUUUUCAUCCGACUCCAGUUCCCCUCAGAGAGUUAUCAGCGAUCGUCAUUAGUCUAGAAAUAUGGCGCUGCGAAAUAAUCAAAUGUCGUUCGAGCGGUUCGUUGAAGGACUUCCGUCCAUAUGAUCGCAGUAUCUCAUCGAAAACCAUGAUUCCCGAUUUGCCAUCUACGAUUUAUCCGAUGAUAGAUAUCUAUGUUGAAAGAUUUGGCUUUUCAAUGAAAUACUGGCUAUGGAAACAUCAUAGAACAAUAUUUAAUUUUCAUUACUACAAUAAAAACUCUGUUUUGAAAUACUUCGAGGAUUUUGUAUGCGAUUACAACGGAACCAUUGAUUAUGAGAAGACUGCCAAACGUAUGAUGUAUUCUGAUCGAUUUGAUGUCGAUAAAAAAUUCUUAAUUGCUUGUACGUAUUGUUUCGAAGACGAUAUCAGACGAAUUUGGGCACUUGGACUAAAGAAGAAGAAGGACUGGCUGUAUGAAAACUAUUCUGAAAAUCCGCACUUCGUGUAUUGGUUUAAUUUUCUCGUAAAUCAUAUCAAGAUACCAGAACCUUCUAUGGAAGAAUGGUGGUUGGAUGAUUUCAUGCCUCAAAGUAGAUCAUCGUUGGAAUAUUUUUGGAAUCUUGCUUCAUCAGGAAAUCGUUUGUCGGUAGCUCUCGAUCUUUGUAGGUAUGAUUUACUAUCGCUUGUUCGAUUCAUUUUACCAAAAUUGGACGACCAACAGCUUAAUGAAUUUCUUCAUACAAAUGGUUUUGUAUUGUUAUACGGUUUGUUAAAAAUGUCAUGUUAUGAUGAAGAAGUCGUUCUAUCGACAUGGAUUUGUAUUAAAAACAUGAUGAAUGAGGUUGCUUUCACAAAUCUGACUUUGAAAAUUAUGCAAAGCGAGGUUAGGGGAUUCUGCGAUGAAGAAUGCGCAUUGCAUCAUGAUGGCUGUACUUGGUACACGCACGAAGGUGUCGAAGGUGAUGAUGAUUUUCGCGACAUUGUUGAUGUUGUUCAAUUAUGUAUUGAAAUAUGGAACACUGCUGCGGAAAAUUUGAAACGUUCGGCUGUUAGAGACAUUACAUCGAAUAAUAGGUUAUCAUCUGAAGACGUAUAUCUCGGGUAUGAUCUUCCACCGACCACGGGUGAAUUGAAGUUCUCAUUGGCUGUUCUUUCUUUCGCCACCUACGAGCAGAGGAACGCUUUCUGGCAUAAUUGCUGGCGAUAUUUGUUCACUGAUGAAUCGUUUGAAGAUUUACUUGAAAUAAUGCGGCUAUGUUUACCAAACGAAGAUGAGGUAACUCAAUGGAAGAAAUACAUCUACAAUUAUGAAUUUAUGGACGAUGAUUAUGACGAUAUCGAUUAGUAGAUUUGUAGACUUUAAAAAUAAGCUUAUGUCGUCACCUUAAGUCUAAAAAGUAUAUCAGCAAUGUUUUAUUUGUACCUUAGCACAGCGUAUUGAAUUGAUUGACGCUUUUGUUUGGACUGAACGUAUUCGGGGCAAGGUGUCUAACAGUCCUUAUUCACAUCCAGAAGGUCAGGAAAAAUUGUAUUUUUGCCUAUAUAGGUCUUUCCUUUCAAAAAAAGUUGGGAAAAAGUCUUUCUGUUUGCCCGAAUGCCCUCAUUUUUUCUGAAUUUUGAAAUAAUUCCGUCAUUUAAUCAAAAUUGAACAAAAAAAGUACACUCAAUUUUUCAGAACGUCAAUAUAAUUAAAUAAUAAUAGCAAAAAACGUAGUAUUUUGUCCCCAUUAUUUGAUGUAUUUUCUGGAUUAUUUUUUUGUUUCUUUUAAAAAUUAUAAGUUUUUGAAGUUUUUUUUUUUUUUGGCAAUUUAGUGAAAAUGAAUGGGAGGGGAUGGGUAUCAGUACAUUUCAAUUUUGAAACUGUCUUUCUUGAAGGUCCUUCCAAGGUCCUUCUUUUUAAUUUACAGAUUUUAAUAGAUACCCUGUGUGAGGUAAAAACUCGUAUAAUUAAUUUUUUAAAGAAUGCAGCAACCGAUUAUAAAUCUAUGGUAUCGAAAUCUUCGUUCGUCUCUGUUUUAUUAUGGUGUUUGGAAAGUACUGAGGAAGUUUCAAAAUUUGAGCUGAGCUACUUAAGUAUGUUCUAAGUAGUUUUUAUGGAAUAAUCUAAAAAUCACAUUUCGUUUCUAGUUGAACGAUUUUUUCGUGAAAUUUGUAGUCUGGGAUGAUCUUGUCAAGCCAGAUUUUUACACUUUGAUUAUCUCUUGAUUGUUUGUUUGCUUUUUUACUUUUUCAUUUGAUAAGUUUAUUUUAAUCUUGUGUAAAAAAUCCAUAUGUUAUAUUAUGUUUGAAUCAUGCAGAUCGAUUAUUAAAUUACGUGCAAACAACGA
Messenger RNA from Planococcus citri (citrus mealybug), 3903 nucleotides. RefSeq lists its product as uncharacterized. Lineage: Eukaryota; Metazoa; Arthropoda; Insecta; Hemiptera; Pseudococcidae. Bases 1545 to 2921 code for a protein of 458 amino acids. The record is from RefSeq and is a predicted model, not a curated record. The transcript has 2 exons.